AUGUCGGAGUUCCUGGUGGGUCUGCUCGGGGAGCGGCUCGUCAACAGCGAGAAAGCCGAGGUGGACGUGCACUCGCUGGGCGCCAAGCUGUCCCUGGUCGGGCUCUUCUUCGGGUGCAGCCUGAACGCGCCGUGCAAGCAGUUCAACGGGAGCCUGUGCGAGUUCUACAGCCGCUUCAAGAAGGCGUCCGAGCACAAGGACAAGCUGGACGUCGUCUUCAUCUCCUCGGACCAGGACCAGAAACACUGGCAGGACUUUUUGCAGGAGAUGCCCUGGCCCGCGUUACCUUUCAAAGACAGACACAAAAAGAUGAAGCUGUGGAACAAGUACAAGGUAACCAGCAUCCCAUCUCUGGUGUUUGUGGAUGCAGCUACGGGGAAGGUGGUGUGUCGAAACGGUCUACUGGUGGUCAGAGAUGACCCCAAAGGCCUGGAGUUCCCCUGGGGGCCGAAGCCAUUUGCCGAGGUGGUGGCAGGGCCUCUGCUCAGGAACAACAGGCAGACAACAGACAGCAGCGCUCUUGAGGGACACUACGUGGGAGUGUACUUCUCAGCACACUGGUGUCCGCCGUGCCGCAGCUUGACCCGGGUCUUGGUGGAAACGUAUCGAGCCGUCAAAGAGUUGGGACAGAAGUUCGAGAUCGUGUUUGUGAGCGCUGACAGGUCGGAGGAGUCCUUUAAGCAGUACUUCAGCGAGAUGCCGUGGUUGGCGGUGCCGUAUUCAGAUGAGGCUCGAAGAUCACGACUCAACAGACUCUAUGGGAUACAAGGUAUUCCCACGCUGAUUCUGUUGGACGCAGAGGGUCACAUGAUCACGCGACAGGGCCGCGUGGAGGUGCUGAACGACCCGGAGUGCCGGCUCUUUCCCUGGCACCCUCGGCCCGUGCUGGAGCUCAGCGAGUCCAACGCCGUGCAGCUCCACGAGGGGCCCUGCCUCGUCCUGUUCGUGGAUGCCGAGGAGGAGGGGGAACUGGAGCCGGCCAAGGAGCUGAUUCAACCAAUAGCAGAGAAGCUCAUGGCAAACUACAAAGACAAGGAGGAGGAGACGCCGCUUCUGUUCUUUGUGGCUGGAGAGGAUGACAUGAGCGACUCCCUGCGGGACUACACUAACCUCCCCGAGGCCGCACCUCUGCUCACCAUCCUGGACAUGUCGGCCCGCGCCAAGUACGUCCGCGACGUGGAGGAGAUCACGCCGGCCGAGGUGGAGCAGUUUGUCAACGACUUCCUGGUUGAAAAGCUCAAACCAGAGCCCAUCUGAAGAGGACGUCUGAAUAUAAAUGAGACACACUAUAUUGGGACUCACUCCAUCAUCGAACCCUGACCUGUUGCUACGCCCCUCACUCUCCCCCCCAGCCUCCCACUGUCUCUCUCUUCCCCCCCCUCCUGACUCUGUCAGACUCUUAGAGAGAUGUCUCACUUUUUACUGACAUUUUAACAUUUUUUUUAGACAUGUUCCCUCUUUUCAUGGAGUCCUCUCUUUCUCCUGUGGUGCCUUGCAUUGACUUUAGUCCCUACAGUAAUAUAUAUAUGGAGAUUCUGUUGUUUUCUUUUUCUUUUGGCCUCAAGAAAAGUAUUUGUAUUUUUUUUCACACUGUAGCGUUUCUAGAGAAAAACAGAGAAUUACCCAAUGGACCUAUUCUUCAGCUGAUUCUUUGCUUCCUUAUUGUUAUGUCUGCAAGAUCCUUGUUACUUUUGGUUUUUGAAUGAUGUUGAGAAAGAAAAAUGCAUUUUUACAGUUGUGAUUCAUAUGUAUGCUUAGUGCAAAUGUGCUAAACCUCAGUCGGAUGUAGCCGUAAGCCCUCAGGGCCGUAUUCUAAACAAACUACAACAGUCUGACAGGUUUCACAUAAAGAUCACGUUGCUUGUAACAGAACAGUGACUGAUGUUUUUAAACCCCCUGUGUCUUGUGUGUGUGUGUCACGAUGUGAGUGAACGUCAUCUCUAGCCAGUUGUAAAUGGUGGUUCUCAUCUCAAAGUCAUUACGAGGAUUUUCUGUGAAGAUCCUGUGAUGAAAAGGGCCGGGGGGGUUAACCUGGAGGCACAAAAAUGGCAUUUUAGAAAAGUGUUGAAUGUAUAAAUCCCUCUUUUCUGUUACUUCAGUCACGACUUCUCACACUCCCAUUAAAAAAUUCACUGCCAA
Molecule: messenger RNA, 2139 nt
Organism: Pleuronectes platessa (European plaice)
Lineage: Eukaryota; Metazoa; Chordata; Actinopteri; Pleuronectiformes; Pleuronectidae
Gene: nxn
Product: nucleoredoxin
Exons: 8
Coding region: 1-1257 (418 amino acids)
Molecular function (GO): thioredoxin-disulfide reductase (NADPH) activity
Source: RefSeq, a predicted model, not a curated record